Physeter macrocephalus (sperm whale) is the source of this 693-nucleotide messenger RNA. Its product is annotated as solute carrier family 12 member 8-like. NCBI's taxonomy places the organism in Eukaryota, Metazoa, Chordata, Mammalia, Artiodactyla, Physeteridae. The record is from RefSeq and is a predicted model, not a curated record. The transcript is spliced from 5 exons. The coding region runs from base 114 to 527 and encodes 137 amino acids.
GGUCAGCCACGUGGCGGCGGGGCGGGGACUGGGCGGGCCCAGCGCUAGGAGCAGGCGUCCCGGAAACCGAGGGGUCUCCCCACCCAGACUACCAGGACCCCCAUUUCCGGAGAAUGGCCCAGAUGUCUCAAGUGCAGGAACUCUUCCAUGAGGCAGCCCAGCAGGAGGCCCUGGCCCAGCCCCAGCCCUGGUGGAAGAUCCAGCUGUUCAUAUGGGAACCAGUGCUGUUCGGGACCUGGGAUGGCAGGAGUUCUGUACAUCUCUGCGGGAAGAAAAAAAUCCGUGCCAUGUAUAUCGCUGGCUUCGCUGAAUCCAUCUCAGAUCCGCUGAGCCUCGGGAGUCCCUGGGCCGUGCGAGGAAUUUCAGUUGCGGUGCUUCUGUCCUUGCUGGGGACUAACCCAGCAGGUGUCAACUGGGUAAUCCGCCUCCGGCUGCCGCCGUCGCUCCUGCUGGCCGCGUCCACGCUGGACUUUGUGGUGGGCCGUUUCACACACCUGGACCCAGGUAAGCCUUUUGGAGUUCAGUAGACGGCCUUAUGUGGGUCUGCGCUGCUUCCUAGAUGUUUGUAGGUCUGGGUUUGCAAGACGACCCCCAAUAGCCUUUACCUGCAGUGAGUGUGUGCUGUUCCCGAGCAGCUGAGGGGUGUGUCAUGGUGCAGUUUUAGAGGCCAGAAAGCCCCUCCUCACAUAGACA